Molecule: messenger RNA, 366 nt
Organism: Heterobilharzia americana
Lineage: Eukaryota; Metazoa; Platyhelminthes; Trematoda; Strigeidida; Schistosomatidae
Source: the annotation of a GenBank genome assembly
AUGGCUAUGUCAUUAUAUGACUAUUCGUUAAUUAAGCGUUGUUUUAAUCGCUUCCACUAUGUUAUAUGGAAACGUGAAGAGGUUAUACAACAUCAGAUUCUAUUGAAUACAAUGCCAACACCUGUCGGUGCUGAUUGUCUACCAUUACGUUUGAUGACUGUAAACAAUCAGAUUAAGAGUAAUAUGGAGCAGUUUAAAUUGUCUUGUAACUUAUCAUCAGGUAUAGAUAAACAUUCCUCACAUGUUGAAAACAAAUCUCCACUAUUGGUUAAUUCAAUGACAUCAAGGUUUCUGCCAGAAAUUUCUAAAUUGGAUGGUGAACUCACUUGGAGUGUUCUAAGACCAUCUUCAUUAUUGAUUAAAUAA